Messenger RNA from Camelina sativa (false flax), 2977 nucleotides. Its product is annotated as LEAF RUST 10 DISEASE-RESISTANCE LOCUS RECEPTOR-LIKE PROTEIN KINASE-like 1.2. Gene Ontology annotation, biological process: protein phosphorylation. Gene Ontology annotation, molecular function: ATP binding; polysaccharide binding; protein kinase activity. The record is from RefSeq and is a predicted model, not a curated record. NCBI's taxonomy places the organism in Eukaryota, Viridiplantae, Streptophyta, Magnoliopsida, Brassicales, Brassicaceae.
CAUUUUUUUUGAAUAAAUUAAGUCCUUCAUCAUUUACUUCUUUCAGUCCCAAGUUUUUUGUGAUUAAAAUUUAAAGAUGGGUUCCAUCGGAUCGAUUUUGCACAUAGACUUAUUAGAACGUAUACUUUGACCAAUUGGGUUGUAGAUAACUAACUUGGUAGAGAAUUGUUAUCGUAAUUGACCCAAACUUUUAAUAAUCUUUUAAAGACACAUUUUGACUUUUUCAACCUAAUUCUUACGUGUCCUGUUUUCAAUUCAUCAAUUUAUGUGACGGUCUGCUUUCAAAAAAAAAUUAGGAUCUGUUUUUUUUUUUUGAUACGCAAGAGGCAAGCAGGCUGGAUCGAAUCUUGGGCUUUUUGGGCCAACACUAGUUAUUGUCGAUCUGGUUUACCAUUUUCAUGGUCGGUCUUAGAAGAUGAAAAAAACGACUUUUAAGGUUUUCUUUUGUUUGAAGCUUCUACUAGUAACCGACCCUCUCUUGCAAAAAAACAAAUGACCCUCUCUUGCAAAAAAACAAAUGACCCUCUCUUUACAGAAACUCUAUGCAAAUGAUUUCUCCAGUUUUGAAAUUAAUAAUUGAGGGCACUACACAAUUCCCAUUUAGAAAAGCUUUCUUUUGUGGGGUCGUCUUCAACCUCAGAGGCUCAAAGAGACAGUUUUUAAGUCAAAUUGCAGUCUUUAUUUUCUUUAUACCUAGAAAAUUAGUAUUAUUAUACUCUUUUUCACACACUAGUUGAACAAACUUUUAACUCUCUCACCCACUCCUCUGAAAAAUCUUUUUGGUUUGAUUUGUUUUCUAUAUGUUUUUUGUUCUCUUCUUCUUGUUUCUUCUUCAUCUAAUUCUCUUCUUCUUACCCUAAAAAAAUGGAUCCUUCAACUCCAAGUUUACUCUACACCUCCAUCUUUUACUUCGCACUAUUAGCAACUCAAACCCUCUCUCUUGAUCCGAAGUUCAAGGCUUGUGAGCCGAAAUCAUGCGGCAGAGGUCCCAAUAUCUCCUAUCCAUUCUAUCUAUCAGGCAAGCAAGAAUCCUUUUGUGGCUAUCCCAGUUUCGAACUCACUUGUGAUGAUGAUCAGAAGCUCCCUCUUCUCGGGAUCUCUGGUGAGGAUUACCUCAUCAAAAACAUAUCUUACUUGACGCAGUCGUUUCAGGUCGUGAACUCAAAGGCGUCUCAUGAUGAUCCAUGUCCCAGCCCUUUGCACAAUCUUACCCUCCAUAGAACACCUUUCUUUGUGAACCCUUCUCAUAUCAACUUCACCAUACUUUACAAUUGCUCCAACCGCAUGCUGGAGGAUGUUAGGACAUACGCUCUUACUUGUCCUGGCAACGAGAGUCUUCUUCGAUCUUUUGGGGUCUUUGACAGGGAGAAACUAGGAAAAGAGAGAAAUAUAGCAUCCCUGUCGUGCCAGAAACUAGUCGAUGUUCCUGUUUUAGCUAGUAAGGAGUCUGAUGUGAUGGGUAUGACUUAUGUCGAGAUUUUGAAGAGGGGUUUUGUUCUGAAUUGGGCUGCAAACAGUUGUUCCCGCUGCAUCACCAGCGGCGGGAGAUGUGGAACUGAUCAACAAGAAUUUGUAUGCUUAUGUCCUGAUGGACCUAAAAUUCAUGAUAGUUGCAAGAAUGGCAGUACUCGUAAGAGAAGAGUGAAGGUGAAGAUCCUCAUUGGUGUUGCCGCUGGGAUCUUGGGAAUAUUAGCUGCGAGCAUCUGUUGUUAUGUAUACCAUCGUAGAAAAACAAAAAGUUAUAGAACUUCUUCAGCAUUGCCUCCAAGAAACAUCUCCUCAGGUCCAUCUUCAAAGUCUUUCGAUGUUGAGAAAGCAGAGAAAUUAUUAAUUGGAGUUCAUCUUUUCUCUUACGAAGAGCUUGAAGAAGCUACUAAUAACUUCGACCCUUCUAAAGAACUCGGUGAUGGAGGCUUUGGUACUGUCUACUACGGUAAGCUUAAAGAUGGAAGAAGCGUAGCUGUGAAACGGUUAUACGAUAACAACUUCAAAAGAGCAGAGCAAUUCAGGAACGAAGUUGAGAUCUUAACGGGUUUACGCCAUCCGAACCUCGUGGCUCUCUUUGGAUGCUCCUCAAAACAGAGCCGGGACUUACUGCUAGUGUAUGAAUAUGUUGCAAACGGCACGUUAGCUGAUCAUCUACAUGGUCCACAAGCUAACCUUAGCUCGCUUCCUUGGUCUACUCGGCUCAAGAUCGCUGUUGAAACUGCCUCUGCCUUGAAGUAUCUACACGCCUCCAAGAUCAUCCAUCGUGAUGUUAAAUCCAACAACAUCCUUCUCGACCAAAACUUCAAUGUCAAGGUAGCGGAUUUUGGACUCUCAAGGCUGUUUCCGAUGGAUAGAACGCACGUAUCAACCGCUCCACAAGGAACUCCAGGCUACGUCGACCCAGAUUACCACCUAUGCUAUCAACUCUCGAGCAAAAGCGACGUGUACAGCUUCGCGGUAGUGUUAAUGGAGCUUAUCUCCUCGCUUCCAGCAGUCGAUAUCACAAGACCGCGCCAAGAGAUCAACCUCUCGAACAUGGCAGUCGUUAAAAUCCAGAACCACGAGCUACGCGACAUAGUGGAUCCGUCACUAGGGUUCGACACGGAUACAAGAGUGAGACAGGCGGUGAUCGCUGUCGCUGAGCUGGCGUUCCAAUGCUUGCAGUCGGAUAAAGAUCUUAGGCCGUGUAUGUCGCACGUGCAGGAUACGCUGACGAGGAUACAGAUCAAUGGUUAUGGCUCGGAAAUUGAGGUUUUAGAUGUCACGAAGAGUGGACCGUUGGUUACGCAGUCUCCUGAUAGUGUAAUUGUGAAAUGGGACAGUAAGUAAAUUAGACUCAGACGGACACUAACAUUUGAAUGUGUUGAUUAUGUUUAUUAAAAUUUGUCAACUGACAGUUAGAGACUGGUGUUUGUGUUCUGUAAUAGAUGACAUUUUUGGGAUUGUAUAUAUGAUCUGAGUUUCGUAAAUAAAUUUAUACAUUACUCUC